GGAGGCAGUAAAAUUCCGCUUGCCGGUGUCGAAUGAUCGGAAGCGGAUGAUCGACCUAUUGAUGUCACAUCUGGAACAGCACGGGCCGAUGAGGGACCUGCUAGGGAGAGAGCUCCAGAUCGGGAGAAGACCGGCAGACCUCAGCGGAGACCUCAGCGGCAGAGCAACCAGAGGAAGAGCAGAGGCAGGGGGCCCUGCAAAAUAUGAUGGAAUUGGUGACAGACAGCCUGGCAAAAAUGCAGAGACUUAUGCAGAUGCAACAACAGCAAUUCCUGCAGCAGCAGCAGAGCCAAUUCGAACGAUUACUCCUCAUUUUAACGAACAGAAGAGAAGAGGCAGGUUAGACGGCGGGCGGCAAUCACCUAAGGCCCGUAGCAACAUCGGAACUCCAAAGUGGAGGACGGUCCACGCAGAUUUCCACACCGUCGGUAAGCGACGGCGCGGUGGCGGGUCAAACGCCUUUAGAACUGCCGCAAUCGCAAAUUUUGGUUUCCUCAUUGGCGUCCCGGAUCCCGGAGUUUGGCGGAUCGAAAGAAGAAAACGCUCGAGUGUGGACGCAGCGAGUGAAUUGCGUUGCCGCAAUACACGGACGGAGUGACACUACUUGCUGCAACAGCGAGGUUGAUGGGAGCGGCUAAAAAAUGGUAUGACUCCCAGUAUGGAUCAAUUCUGCAAACCUGGAGAACGGUGAGAGAAGAACUAUUAAAAAUAUUUAGUCGAGAAAUUCCUUUUCAUAAAAUCAUGAGUAAAAUCGAGAAUCGUAAAUGGAAUUUAACUAAGGAGUCGUUUGAUCAAUAUGCUCUCGACAAACUGGCUUUAAUGCAUAGGGCGGAAUUAUCGAUUAAAAGUAAGAUCCAACUGCUGAUCAGCGGAAUAACCGUGAGCGCGUUAAGGGCUACUGCCUUAUCAUUGUCGGCAGAAACAAUAGAUGAUUUUUUAACGAAAAUGAGACGGAUUGCGAAUAGUGUAGCCGAGACGGAGAGGAGAGCGCCGAUCGGGUCUAACAUAACGCGCGCAAGAGAAGUAAAGUGUCGUAAUUGCAACAGAAAGGGGCAUGCACAUAAGGACUGUCGAAUUGAGCCGACGUGCUUUUUCUACAAGGCGAAAGGUCACCGACAGUUUGAGUGUCCGGUCCUGAAGCGACGAGAAGGAGCCGUUGUUCCAGUGAGAGCACCAGCCUAUGAGGGAGGACGUCGAGCGGCAGGAGACGAUGCCCCACGACACCCCGUAGCCGUGGUACAGGAGCAGGAGAUGGUGCAGGAGCAGGAACAAGAGCUGCGAGUCAGCGAGCUCUUUGUCCCAAUAUCAACUAUCAUGGGGUGCGUUCAAAUAUCUCACCUGUCAAGUGCAGGUAAGGUGGACCGGGAGUAGGCGGGGCUAUUGUCGGGUGAUUUCGGUAGACUGAAGAAUAUGAACGCACUUGGGGGCCAUGAAGGCGCCAGAAAGAAAAAGUACAACGACAAACAUUAACUUUGUUCAAGAUGGAUCAUCGAGCAAUUGUAGCAUUAGCUGUUACUAUUAGUAAUAACUUUUUACAAAAGAUAAUGGAAAGUGACAGUGACAGUAGUAAUAGUGACGUGUCUGAUGGAGAGUUAGAUAUGCAAAUACAUUUGCAAUUGCGAGGACCUCAACACAAACCUACAAGAAUUGGAGGUUAUGUGGAACGUACAAUCCCGCAACUUAAUCGCGAACAGUUCAGGAAACAUUUUCGCAUAACUCUUACAACAUACAAUCAGCUCGAACAGAAAUUGGUACCAGCUUUACAAGAAGAUGUCGGGAUAAAACGUCAUAUACCAGUUAGAAAACAAUUGCUUGCAACCCUUUGGUUGUUGGCUACACCAGAUUCUUACAGAUCUGUAGGAGAAAGGUUCGACAUGAGCAAAAGUUCAUUGAAUGUCAGUUUUAUGAGGGUUAUACAAGCCUUGAAUAAUAUUGCUGAGGAUAUUGUACAAUGACCAAGAGAGGAAAGAUUAGCAACAGUGAAACAGAAAUUUCAGAGGUUGUCAGUGCUACCUGACAUAAUUGGAGCUAUAGAUGGUACUCACAUUUCCAUAAAAAAGCCAUAUAAAGACUGUCUGUCCUAUAAGACAUACAAGAAAAAUUACGCUGUUAUACUUCAGGCUGUAUAUGAUUCUGAGAUGGCAUUUUUGGAUUGUUUUGCUGGUUAUCCAGAAUCUGUUGGUGACAUAAGAGUGUUCAGAAAUACUGAUCUAUGGUCAGAAGUGCAGACAAAUAGACUGUUGUAUUUUCCUAAUGAAGAAUAUAUUAUUGGUGACAAGGCUUACCCUAUAUUACGUUGGUGUAUUUCUGGUUUUCGUGAUCAUGGCAAUCUUACUGCGGCUCAAAAGAGAUUUAAUGACGUGUUGUCUAAAGUUAGGCAAGUCAUUGAACGAGCAUUUAUGUUAUUGAAAGGACGAUUUCGAAGACUGAAAUAUCUUGAUAUGAAUAGAAUAGACAUAAUCCCUUUUGUGAUAAUUGUUGUACAGUUGUACAGUUCUUGUACAGUUCUUGUACAGUUCUUCACAAUAUUUGCCUUGAAAGACUUGAUGAUGACAUAAAAGAACAUAUCCUAGAAGGCCAGGAAAAUGAAGUCCAUGCUGUUCAAAAUGUAUUACAGACAGAUGAAGAUGAUGCUGGUGUGGCAAAAAGAAAUUAUUUAGUAACUCUUGUGUGAUAAUAACAUAAUACUGACUACGUAUGUUUAAUAUGUUUAGUAAAUAAUCAUAUAAAGUUUCCUGC
This is a messenger RNA of Harpegnathos saltator (Jerdon's jumping ant), 2739 nucleotides long. Its product is annotated as protein ALP1-like. The coding region runs from base 1482 to 1955 and encodes 157 amino acids. The record is from RefSeq and is a predicted model, not a curated record. NCBI's taxonomy places the organism in Eukaryota, Metazoa, Arthropoda, Insecta, Hymenoptera, Formicidae. The transcript has 4 exons.